CUUGCCUUUUGCGUUUAGCGUGUUGUGGGCCGGAUCAUUUCUAACCUCCCUGCACUCAUCCUGACCUUGCUGGGCUCAAUAAAAGGCUCCACCUCACUGCGACCACUCCAGCCAAACUGAUUAAACCGGUAUCACCGAAGUGUUAUUUCGGAGCUACCAUGUCCCACAUGUUGGAUAUGAAGGAGUUUGGAGAGGCGGCACCUUUUCUCCGAAAAUCAGACCUGGAGAUCCUGGCUGCGCAAACCCAACCAUUUGAUGGGAAAAAACGUGUGUGGAUUCCAGAUGAAAAAGAAGCUUACAUUGAUGUGGAGAUACAAGAGAUCAAUGGAGACAAAGUCAUUGUUGAAACCAAAGAUGGAAAAUCUCUGACAGUGAAGGAGGGUGACAUUCAGCAGAUGAAUCCUCCAAAGUUUGACAUGAUUGAAGACAUGGCCAUGCUGACCCACCUGAAUGAAGCAUCGGUGCUGUAUAACCUGCGGCAGCGCUACAGCAGCUGGAUGAUCUAUACGUACUCUGGGCUUUUCUGUGUUACUGUAAAUCCAUAUAAAUGGCUGCCUGUCUACACGGCCCCUGUGGUUGCUGCCUAUAAAGGAAAGCGACGCUCCGAGGCCCCGCCCCAUAUCUACUCCAUCGCAGACAAUGCCUACAAUGACAUGCUGCGCAAUAGAGAAAAUCAGUCCAUGUUGAUCACCGGAGAAUCCGGUGCUGGGAAAACUGUCAACACGAAACGUGUAAUUCAGUAUUUUGCCAUAGUUGCAGCCCUGGGCGAGGCAGCGGCUAAAAAAGGAGGCUCUGCUACUAAAACUGGGGGUACACUAGAGGAUCAGAUUAUUGAAGCUAAUCCUGCAAUGGAGGCAUUUGGUAAUGCUAAAACACUCAGGAAUGAUAAUUCAUCACGCUUUGGAAAGUUCAUUAGGAUCCAUUUUGGCCCCACGGGGAAACUUGCUUCUGCAGAUAUCGACAUCUACCUCCUGGAAAAAUCCAGGGUAAUAUUUCAGCAACCCAGAGAGCGAAGCUACCACAUCUACUACCAGAUCAUGUCUCAGAAAAAGCCUGAACUUCUAGAUAUGCUUCUGGUCUCUUCAAAUCCCUAUGAUUAUCAUUUCUGCUCCCAAGGAGUAACCACAGUAGAGAAUUUGGAUGAUGCUCAGGAGUUCAUGGCUACUGAUCAUGCCAUGGAUAUCCUUGGCUUCAGUCAAGAGGAGAAGUAUGGCUGCUAUAAAAUUGUGGGGGCCAUCAUGCACUUCGGGAACAUGAAGUUCAAGCAAAAACAGCGUGAGGAACAAGCAGAGGCGGACGGAACUGAAAGUGCUGAUAAAGCAUCUUAUUUAAUGGGAGUAAGCUCAGCGGACCUCAUUAAGGGCCUCCUGCACCCACGGGUGAAAGUGGGGAACGAGUAUGUUGUGAAGGGUCAAAAUGUAGAACAGGUUAACUAUGCAGUGGGUGCUCUGGCCAAAGCCACCUAUGACCGCAUGUUCAAAUGGCUGGUAGGACGCAUCAAUAAGACGCUUUACACUGUCCUGCCCCGCCAGUUUUUCAUCGGUGUGCUGGACAUCGCCGGAUUUGAAAUCUUUGAUCUCAACAGCUUUGAGCAGUUGUGCAUCAACUUCACCAAUGAAAAACUGCAACAGUUUUUCAACCACCACAUGUUUAUUCUGGAGCAGGAAGAGUAUAAACGGGAAGGCAUUGAGUGGACCUUCAUCGACUUUGGACUUGACCUGCAAGCUUGCAUUGAUCUAAUUGAGAAGCCUCUGGGUAUCAUGUCCAUCCUUGAAGAGGAGUGCAUGUUCCCCAAGGCCACCGACAAUAGCUUCAAGGCCAAGCUGUAUGAUAAUCACCUUGGCAAAUCUCCAAACUUCCAAAAGCCCCGACCUGACAAGAAAAGGAAGUAUGAGGCUCAUUUUGAACUUGUGCACUAUGCUGGAGUGGUACCGUAUAAUAUCUUUGGAUGGCUGGACAAAAACAAGGACCCUCUGAAUGAAACAGUUGUGGGCUGCUUCCAAAAAUCCUCCAACAAGCUGCUAGCAAGUCUCUAUGAAAAUUACAUCAGCUCAGACACAGCCUCUGACCCCAAAGCAGGAGGUAAAGAGAAGAGGAAAAAGGCUGCAUCAUUUCAGACGGUUUCACAGCUGCACAAGGAGAAUCUUAAUAAGUUGAUGACGAACCUGCGCAGCACUCAGCCACACUUUGUCCGCUGCAUUAUUCCAAACGAGACAAAAACACCAGGAAUAAUGGAUGCGUUUUUGGUUCUUCAUCAACUGCGCUGUAACGGAGUGCUGGAGGGAAUCCGAAUCUGCAGGAAAGGAUUUCCCAACCGCAUCUUAUAUGCAGACUUUAAACAACGGUACCGUAUUCUGAACCCACACGCUAUCCCCGAUGAUAAGUUUGUAGACAGCAGGAAAGCAGCUGAAAAGCUGUUAGCUUCGCUGGACAUCGACCACAACCAGUACAAAUUUGGACACACAAAGGUGUUCUUUAAGGCAGGACUUCUGGGGCAGCUGGAGGAGAUGAGGGACGAACGGCUGGCGAAAAUUCUUACGCUGUUGCAGGCCGUCAGCCGAGGGAAAAUUAUGAGGAUGGAGCUCCAGAAGAUGAUGGAAAGGAAGGAGGCUGUGAUGAUCAUUCAGUGGAACAUUCGAUCCUUCAACAUUGUGAAAAAUUGGCCAUGGAUGCGACUCUUCUUCAAAAUCAAACCUCUAUUGAGGAGCGCUGCCACAGAGAAGGAGCUUGCCACCUUGAAGGAGGAGUUCCUGAAGCUGAAGGAAGCUCUGGAGAAAUCUGAAGGCAAACGCAAAGAGCUGGAGGAGAAACAGGUCAGCUUAAUCCAAGAGAAAAACGACCUGUCCCUGCAGCUUCAGGCUGAGCAGGAUAACCUGGCUGAUGCAGAGGAUCGAUGUGAUCUGCUCAUUAAGACUAAAAUCCAGCUGGAGGCCAAGGUGAAAGAGAUGACAGAGCGUUUGGAGGAUGAGGAGGAGAUGAAUGCUAACAUUUUGUCCAAAAAACGCAAGCUGGAGGAUGAGUGUGCAGAGCUAAAGAAAGAUAUAGAUGACCUAGAGAUAACGUUAGCAAAGGUGGAGAAAGAGAAACAUGCCACAGAGAACAAGGUGAAGAACCUGAUUGAGGAAAUGGCUGCUCUGGAUGAAGCGAUUCUGAAGCUCACCAAAGAGAAGAAAACACUGCAGGAAAGCCAUCAGCAGACACUUGAUGACUUGCAGGCAGAAGAGGAUAAGGUCAACACGCUGACUAAGGCCAAGGCCAAGCUGGAACAACAAGUGGACGAUUUGGAGGGUUCAUUAGAGCAAGAGAAAAAACUGCGCAUGGACCUGGAACGGACAAAAAGAAAACUGGAGGGAGAUUUGAAGCUUUCUCUAGAGUCAGUGAUGGACCUGGAGAAUGACAAACAGCAGUUGGAGGAGAAGCUGAAGAAGAAAGACUUUGAAAUGAACCAAAUAAAUUCAAAGAUUGAAGACGAGCAAGCACUUGUUAUUCAGCUUCAAAAAAGGAUUAAGGAACUGCAGGCUCGGAUUGAGGAGCUGGAGGAGGAACUGGAAGCAGAGCGUUCAGCACGGGCAAAGGUCGAGAAGCAACGUGGUGAUGCUGCACGAGAACUAGAGGAGCUAAGUGAACGUUUGGAAGAGGCAGGGGGCGCAACCUCCGCUCAAAUUGAAAUGAAUAAGAAGAGAGAGGCAGAUUUUUUAAAGCUGCGGCAUGACUUAGAGGAGGCAAUGCUUCACCAUGAGGCAACAGCUGCUGUGCUGCGUAAAAAACAUGCAGACAGUGUUGCUGAGCUCAGCGAGCAGAUAGACAGCUUGCAGCGCAUCAAACAGAAACUGGAGAAGGAGCGGAGUGAAGCCAAGAUGGAAGCCGAUGACUUGGCCUCCAACGUGGAGCAGCUUGCUAAGAGCAAGGCUAACACUGAGAAAAUGUGCAGGCUAUAUGAAGACCAGCUGAACGAGUCGAAGGCCAAAGCGGAGGAGCUCCAAAGGCAGCUCAACGACUCAAAUACACAGCGUGCCCGCGCGCAGGCUGAGAGUGCUGAGUUGGGCAGAAAGCUGGAAGAGCGAGAUUCUUUAAUGAGCCAGUUGCAACGCAUGAAAAACACCUGCACCCAGAACCUGGAAGAACUGAAGAAACAGCUGGAAGAAGAGAAUAAAGCGAAGAAUGCUUUAGCCCAUGCUUUGCAGUCGUCCCGACACGACUGUGACUUGCUGAGGGAGCAAUAUGAAGAGGAGCAGGAAAAUAAAUCUGAACUGCAGAGGGCACUGUCCAAGGCCAAUGCUGAAGUGGCCCAGUGGAGGACCAAAUAUGAAACGGAUGCCAUCCACAAGACAGAGGAACUGGAGGAAGCUAAGAAGAAGCUGGCAAUCCGUCUGCAGGAAGCCGAGGAGCAAGUGGAAGUGUCAAAUGCUAAGUGUUCUUCUCUGGAGAAGACGAAGCACCGUCUCCAGACAGAGAUUGAGGACCUGUUGGUGGGUCUGGAACGUUCUAACGCUGCAGCCGCUGCACUCGAUAGAAAACAGCGUAACUUUGACAAAGUGCUUGCGGAAUGGAAGCAGAAGUAUGAAGAGUGCCAGUCUGAGCUGGAGUCUUCACAAAAAGAAUCUCGCAACCUGAGCACGGAGCUUUUCAAAUUGAAGAACUCCUAUGAAGAAGCCCUGGACCACCUGGAGUCCAUCAAACGCGAAAACAAAAACCUGCAUGAGGAAAUUUCUGAACUGAAUGACCAGAUCAGCCAGGGAGGGAAGACCAUCCAUGAACUGGAGAAAAUCAAAAAGGGUUUAGAUGUGGAGAAGAGUGAGAUUCAGGCAGCGCUGGAGGAAGCUGAGGGCACUCUGGAGCAUGAGGAGAGUAAAACUCUGCGAAUCCAGCUGGAGCUUAACCAGGUCAAAGCUGAUGUGGACAGGAAGCUGGCAGAGAAAGACGAGGAAAUCGAUAACCUGCGUCGAAAUCACCAGCGUGCUCUGGAGUCCAUGCAGGCGAGCCUGGAUGCGGAGGCAAAGUCUCGCAAUGAGGCUCUCCGGCUAAAGAAGAAAAUGGAAGGUGAUCUGAAUGAGAUGGAGGUUCAGCUAAACCACACAAACCGCAUUGCAGCAGAGGCUCAGAAAAUGGCCCGGAAUCUGCAGACCCAAAUAAAGGACCUGCAGAUUGAGCUGGAUGAAACACUCCAUACAAAUGAGGACCUGAAGGAGCAAGUGGCUGUCACUGAUCGCAGGAAUGUCCUUCUGGCUGCAGAAGUGGAAGAAUUGAGAGGUCAGCUGGAGCAGAAUGACCGUGCCCGAAAACUGUCCGAACACGAGCUGCUGGAGGCUAUGGAGAGGGUCAACCUGCUACACUCGCAGAAUACAGCACUGAUCAACCAGAAGAAGAAGCUGGAGAGUGAUUUGUCGGUGCUGUCAGGUGAAGUGGAUGAAGCGGUGCAUGAGUGUAGAAAUGCAGAAGACAAAGCCAAAAAAGCCAUCACUGACGCAGCAAUGAUGGCAGAGGAACUGAAGAAAGAGCAGGACACCAGUGCUCAUUUGGAGCGGAUGAAGAAGAACAUGGAGCAGACAGUGAAAGAUCUGCAGAUGAGGCUAGAUGAGGCUGAGCAAAUCGCCCUCAAAGGGGGAAAGAAACAGAUACAGAAACUGGAGAGCAAAGUGAGGGAUUUAGAAAGUGAACUUGAGUCUGAGCAGAAGAAGAGUAAUGAGUAUCAGAAAGGAGUGCGGAAAUACGAAAGGAGGAUCAAAGAGCUCACCUAUCAGACAGAGGAGGACAGGAAGAAUCUGGCACGUUUGCAGGAGCUCAUCGACAAACUGCAGGCAAAAGUGAAGAGCUAUAAGAAACAAGCAGAGGAGGCGGAAGAGCAAGCCAAUUCAAAUCUGACCAAGUACAGGAAGAUCCAGCAUGAACUGGAUGAUGCAGAGGAACGAGCUGAAAUAGCUGAGUCUCAGGUCAACAAACUGCGGAGCCGCAUCAGAGACCAAGGCAGCAAGCUAGUGGAGUGAGAAUGGUGUUUUUUCUUCAAGAACACAGUCCUCAGCUGCAACAGUUUUUGUGACUGUGAAAAUAAACUUUUUGGAAAAACUCUGAAAACUCUAAUGUAUCCUGUUAUCACCACAUAUGGCAAAUCAUGACUGUACAUCAAGACAUAAAGAAAUGUUCUUCUCAGUAUUAAAAGGCAGUUUAAAGUAAACAGUGGGCCGUCACUGUAGAAUUCAUUUCAAGUCAAGGGCAAGUACUCAUACAUCCUGAAUGUAACUUUAAAUAUAAGAAUUUAAAUUCUAUUGUUUUCCUGUAAAUCUUCAGAGGUUUUUUUCUGACACAAGGGGCCAUAAACCUGUCAGUGAUACUCUGAUUGUGACCACAUUUGAUACGUACAAAACAAUUUGCAGCUGAGGCUGAGACAUUUAACUUAAGUUGGCUUAAUUGAAUCAGCUCUUGCAAUGCUCACAGCGCUGCCAACAAUUUAAAAUAUGAUUAUUUCUAUCUAAGACUAUAAUGAAGACACAAAAGUGGUUUCAAAUUACACAUCUUAAUGAGCCUUAACACUUUGCAAAUAUAUGUAUGUUGCCUAAUUUCACAGGAAUUCAACAAAUCUUGAUCACAGAAUCAAGUGUUGUAUUUCUUCCAGCCACGAAAGGGAGCAUAA
This is a messenger RNA of Colossoma macropomum (tambaqui), 6628 nucleotides long. It is a transcript of the gene myh7ba, whose product is annotated as myosin, heavy chain 7B, cardiac muscle, beta a. Gene Ontology annotation, cellular component: myosin complex. The record is from RefSeq and is a predicted model, not a curated record. Gene Ontology annotation, molecular function: ATP binding; cytoskeletal motor activity; actin filament binding. Bases 159 to 5984 code for a protein of 1941 amino acids. The transcript has 43 exons. NCBI's taxonomy places the organism in Eukaryota, Metazoa, Chordata, Actinopteri, Characiformes, Serrasalmidae.